Molecule: messenger RNA, 756 nt
Organism: Pneumocystis jirovecii RU7
Lineage: Eukaryota; Fungi; Ascomycota; Pneumocystomycetes; Pneumocystales; Pneumocystaceae
Exons: 4
Coding region: 1-756 (251 amino acids)
Source: RefSeq, a predicted model, not a curated record
AUGGCAGAUCUUCUAACAGGGCCUAUUAGAGAGGGAAACCGGGGUGGACACGGCCUUUUCCGCUGGGAAAACGUUAAAGAAGACAAAUACCGUGAAAAUUACUUAGGCCAUUCACUCCGUGCACCAGUUGGACGCUGGCAAAAAGGCCGUGAUCUUACAUGGUAUGCAAAAGGCAAAAAAGAGGCUGAAACAAUAUCCCGUGAUGCACGUGCAGAGGAAAUACGGAAGAUCAAAGAAGCAGAAAAAGAUGCACUUGCUGAAGCUUUAGGCUUUGAAGUGGAAAAAAAAAACACUUCAAGUGCAACUGCCCAGGAAAUUGCAACUGCCAUACACCGUACAGACAAAGAAGCAGAAGUAAGUGCUAUUGACACUGCAAUGAGCCAGGCAAAUCCUGCUGAAGGCCUUGGAUUUCGAACAAAAGCAGCCCGGCACCAUUCUCCACAGUCAAUGGAAAGAAGCACUUUAAACAAAGAAAAAUACGGGAAAGGAUUCGAUACAUAUUCGUAUGAAAGUAUCCAGGGCCAAAACCAGCGAGACUCGCGGAGAAGCAAACGGGAUAGAACACCCCAUAGCCGCCAUUAUAGACGUCGUGAGCGUAGUCGGGAGAGGAGUCCAGGUUAUCAUGGGCAUGAAUUAAGACGAGGUAUUUGUGAUGGGAAUUCUCGUUUCGGUGCAAAAAUAUGCACCAGGAAUGAUCUUUAUGAUAUGAUCGCUUGGGAAGUCAAGAAAAGGGAUUUUCUAGUGAAAAUUAGAUAA